AUGGCGGUGCUGUUGCAAACUUCCGUCGGUGAUCUGACGAUAGAUUUGUACACGGAUCGGGUUCCUCUUCCGUGUUACAACUUUUUGGGUUUAGUUCGCGCGAAAUAUUAUCAUAAUACCAUUUUCCACUCCGUAGAGAAGAACUUCAUCGCUAGAGGCGGCAAUCCUGCAACAGCUUCCCGUGCUUGGGGGCUCGGCUUGCCUGGUUCACUGAAUGAGCACUCAACAAAUGAGAAGCAAACAGACGACGUGGGAUGCAGCCUUUGGGGUCUUCGUCAUCUUCUUGCAACUCGUCAGCUGAACCUGCGCCGCCGUCAGAAAGAAUUAGACAAGCAGCGUGCUGAACAACAAGGACGCCUUUCUCUGCUUCCCGCUUCCGUAUACGCCGAUGCAGCCUUUGAGCUCAUGUCUUAUGCGCCAUUCCCGGAAGACCCUGCGCCAGGCACAGGGAUCGCCCCCCUGUCCGCUCCCUCUUGCCGCUUCUGUCCUUUAGACUGCAACCCCAAGUUGAAGCACACAAAGAAAGGAAUGAUUGGCAUGCUGCCUCAUGCAUCAGGGAAAGCCCCAGGAGGCGCUAGCUGCUUCUACUUCACCCUCAGGCCAAACCUCACCCAACUAGACGGACGGCACUCCGUCUUCGGCGAGGUGGUUGAAGGUGUAGACACACUCGAGCGCAUUAAUGACGCGUUUGUAGACACCAAUCACAUACCCCUUACGCCUGUGCGAAUCUUCCGGGCUUAUGUCCUCGACGACCCUUUCUUCUGCACUCUUUCCAAGCCGCUGCCUGCAGCAGCAGCAGCAGCAGAAGAUGCAGCAGAAGAGGAAGAAGAAGAAGAAGAUUUAGGGGAGCUAGAUAAUCACAAGUUGGGGCUGAGCCCUCCGGCGUCUCCGGAGCCCCUGGCUGCUGAGGCGCUGAGCGACGAAGAGAAAGACGAAAUUAUGGCGAUAGAAAAAGUAGAUUAUAAAGAAGCGGAAGCGAGGAAAGUGACUUUGGAAAUAUUGGGAGAUUUACCAGAUGCAGACGCCGCACCGCCAGAGACAGUUUUAUUUGUAGCUAAGUUAAACCCUGUAACGCAAGAUGACGACUUACGCCUUCUCUUUUCUAGAUUUGGUGAAGUUGUUUCUUGCGAUAUAAUCCGCGACUCACGCACAGGCCAAUCGCUACAGUAUGCCUUCGUUGGCUUUAAAAAGAAAGAAGAAUGUGAAGCUGCGUAUUUCAAAAUGCAGAAUGUGCUUGUAGACGACAGAAGAAUUCACGUGGAUUUCAGCCAGUCGGUAAUGAGGGAGUGGCAUGCCUUCAAGCAGCAGCAGAAGCAGCAGCAGCAGCAGCAGCAGCAAAAAGGGCGCUUCCCGCAUGCAGCCAAUGGGGGCGGCCUUCGCCAGGCUUCGCAGUUUUCCUCUUUUAACAAGCAGCAGCAGCAGCAACAACACCAACAACAACCGCAGUCGAGUAGAGGGUUUUCUUUCCCAAGAGGAAACUCACAGGGAGACUUUGCUGCAAACAAAGACAGAAAAGAUGCAAAGGCGUCCGACAGACAGCGCAGCAGCAACAGCAGCAACUGGGACAGACGCAGCAGAAGCCGCAGCACAGAACGGAGAUAA
Molecule: messenger RNA, 1602 nt
Organism: Eimeria acervulina
Lineage: Eukaryota; Apicomplexa; Conoidasida; Eucoccidiorida; Eimeriidae
Product: RNA recognition motif-containing protein, putative
Exons: 5
Coding region: 1-1602 (533 amino acids)
Biological process (GO): protein peptidyl-prolyl isomerization
Cellular component (GO): nucleus
Molecular function (GO): RNA binding; peptidyl-prolyl cis-trans isomerase activity
Source: RefSeq, a predicted model, not a curated record